Molecule: messenger RNA, 3838 nt
Organism: Serinus canaria (Common canary)
Lineage: Eukaryota; Metazoa; Chordata; Aves; Passeriformes; Fringillidae
Gene: GAB3
Product: GRB2 associated binding protein 3
Exons: 10
Coding region: 145-1935 (596 amino acids)
Source: RefSeq, a predicted model, not a curated record
GCGCACACAAGCGCGCACACACGCUCGGACGGACGGACGGACGGACACACAGCCGCACACACACCCGCACAUAACAAGCACAGCAGCCCGCACUGGCAGCCCGCACCCUGGCUCCCGCUCCGCCGCUCCGCGCCCGGGGGGAAGAUGAGCUCGGGGGACGUAGUUUGCACUGGCUGGCUCAUCAAAUCACCCCCCGAAAAGAAACUCAAGAGAUACGCCUGGCGGAAGCGCUGGUUCGUGCUGCGCAGGGGCCGCAUGAGCGGGAACCCCGAUGUGCUGGAGUACUACAGGAACAGCCACUCCAGAAAGCCCAUCCGCACCAUCGACCUCAAUGAGUGCGAGGUGCUCAAGCACUCGGGGCCCAACUUCAUCAGGAAGGAAUUCCAGAACAACUUUGUCUUCAUCGUGAGGACCACCUACCGCACCUUCUACCUGGUAGCCAAGACUGAGGAGGAGAUGCAGAUCUGGGUGCGCAACAUCAGCCAGAUCUGUAACUUUGGACAUCUGGAAGAUGGCACAGGUUCUGUGGAGAGCCUGUCUCACACGACCUCGUCCCCACAGCCCUCGCCGGCCGCCUCCACCCACGCCUCCCGCAUCACCGACCCCUCCUUCUCAGUCGAGCACGCUGCUGCUGACGCUGCCACCGAGGAGACCCCCAGCGAGUCGGGCUCUGUCUUCCUCCCUGACUACCUCUUCCUGUCCAACUGCGAGUCGGGCAAGCUCAGCCACAACAGGUGUGACAGCUGGUCAAAUUCAGACAGAUCUCUGGAGCAAACAUCAUCAGACGAUGUUUUUGUUGACUCCUUGCAAUCCCAGCCCUCCCUGUACCUUGUACAGCCAACCAGCGCUGGUGCCAUGCAGCAGGUUGGAGCCCCAGUGGCAAAUCCCAGCAUGGUGUCCAGGAACACAGACAUUAGUGGGCCAUCCAGUGACUUUUCCUCCUCUUCCCCACUGCUGGGGACGCCGCUGACCCCGACGUUUCAGGUUGACAAGAGCCAGAAGGCGCUGCCCUUCAGGGUGACACAGCUGGAUGUGCUGUCCAACACGCCGCCACCGCGGCCACCCAAGCCCACGCACUUCUCAGACAGGAGGGGAGAGGAGCUGGGGGCCCUGCAGAACGGGCACGCGGGCAUCUGCCGGGCUCAGGUCGCUCUGGUGCCCAGAAGGAUCUCCUUGUCCAGCUUGGACAACAUGAGGAACUGGAAAGCAGACAUGGAAGGCAGUUCCCUAAGAAGUCGAGAUAAGAGGCUUAGCUUGAAUUUGCCGUGCCGCUUCUCCCCGCUGUGCUCGGCGGCCGCGGACAGCGCUGAGGACAGCUACGUGCCCAUGCGCCCCAGCACCUCGCCCUCCGCGCCCGCCCCCGACUGCUCCCCCGACGGAUACAUCCCCAUGAGCCCCGGCUCCGCCACCUUCACCUUCCCCGUCGUCAGCACUGAAAAACUCACCAGCCCCUUGCCUGAGCUUCCCUCUGACGUGGAGCCCCCUCCGGUGAACCGGGACCUCAAGCCUCGGAGGAAGUCACGACCACCUCCUCUGGACUUGAGGAACCUCUCCACAAUCCGGGAGCAUGCUGCUGUGACCAGGAUGUGGACUGUGCCUUACAAUCGAAUGAGCUUUAUCUCACCAGAAAGAGACAGUAUUAAUUCAGCAAGAAUAUUUGCCAAUUCAGUUUCCGGAGAAGAGGAAGAAAGUUACAUUCAUAUGGAACAGAGACAGGCCACCUCUCCCUACAGUGGUGCUUUUCCAUGGACAAGGAAAUCUAACCUUGAUUACUUAGCACUGGAUUUUAACUCUGCUUCCCCAUCCCCUGUGCAGAAGAAACCUUUUCUGUCUGAGGAACAGAGAGUGGACUAUGUCCAGGUAGAUGAACAGAAGACUCAAGCUUUACAGAACACUAAGCAGGAAUGGACAGAUGAACGACAAUCAAAAGUAUAAAGGAAGAAGAUUUUGGAUCUGGAGGGGUGUUUUUUUUGCACUGGAACCACAAUGUUAAUGAAGCAGCUAUUACAGGAGAGCUCAAAGGCAGAGAGAGUUGUAAGAUGCUUACAGUCUGUAGAUGCAUUUCUACUGGAAACCUUUGAUUUCAGCUGGAAGAAGUAUGUUGAGUGAGUGAGUGGUUCACUGAUGACUAAAGUAAUGCAUUAGCCUUUUACUGCCCUUACCAGUAUGCUCCAUGGUACCAUUUUCUGGCAUGAUUCUGCAACGAGUCAUACACUUAACGUUAACAAAUCCACUACAAGUUGUAUUAAUCUAGUUUGUCCUGCCUUCUCCUUCUGUUGCUUAAUUCCUAGUUGCUAAAGCUAUUUUUUGAUAUUCCUACAAAUGCUGCAGGUGCUCAGAGUGCUUUUAUGGCAACAGGCAUCUGACAGGUUUUGGUGACUAAUCAACUAAGGGCUAAAUACUGAAACAAUAAUAAGAACUUUUUGACUAUAUAGUGCUUAAGCAAAGAGAAUUUUGAAAAAUAUUUUUCCCCUGGGUUUAAAAGGUCUGGCUGUGAGUUGAAGCUGUCAGAACUCAAAAGAGGACUACGUGCCCAUGCGGCUGGAAUGCAUGGUCUUUGACCCUCUGGAUGAUGGUCAUUGUACUCAGCUUCUUCCCUCCAUUGUGGCUCAUACCUGUCACUUUUCUGUCUGAUUCCUACUGAUGUUCCCUCCCCUGUCUUGGGAAGUGUCUUUGGCACAGCACAGCUGCUCUUCUAGUAGGAGGCUGCAGCCACACAGCUCUUGGCUGGCCAAAAAAUAGAAGGGGAAGCUGUGAGCUUGUUUCUGCAAGCCUUGAGAGAACUGGCGAAGGAUCAAGACUGCUUUCAUCUGAACAGCAGAAGGAAUGCCAUUGGAAUGCUGGUAGCAGUCGUCAAGCUGAUUGUUUCACUAGACCCACCCCAAAAGAAAAAAGAGCAUUAGGAAGUGCAGCGUGCUCUGGGAGGCCAGGAGCCUGCCAAAACAGGACAACAAUGUGCUCACACAGCAUGAGGACCUCUGGGCUCAGGAAGCUUAUCUACCUUGGGACUUGUUACAGGCACUAUCUCAGGAUGACAUGUGUGUAUAGUUUAUAAGAUAUUUAACUUUAAACGCUUGGCUGUGGUCUGUAUUUUACAGUGGCACACAGCCACUUGACUCAUGGAAGUGGGCAGUGAUGCUGAGUGACCCACACUGGAUUUGGUCUCACAGGCUUUGCUCCUGUAGAUGAGUCCCAGUAGCCAUAAGAUGUCUGAUGCUGUCAACAGGGACAGACAGACAGGACCCUUAUAAAAGAUUUCUUCUCUGACAGUGCCAAUUUGCUGGCCUCCCUUCAUGUGCCUGUUGUUACCACGUUGCAUUGCUGUAACCUGACAUCCUAAAAAUUCUAAUCUACCAAACAGAGGUCAUAAAAAUGCCACUGCAGAAACCACUGGCAUUUCAAGGUUCCUACUCAACUUGUUCCUUACACCCUGUGUGCUCCCAUCAUUCAGGCACUCUGGGAGGCCAUCACACAUCCUGUGGCAGAGGCAGCAGAGCUAACAGAAACACAGUUUUCCUCCUACCUCAAGAGAGCUGAAGGGCUUGCAAGUCUCACUGGUUCUUUAGCCCAGCCCCUGGGGAUCUGUGGUGACCAGGAUUUCACUAGGUUACCCUGCAAGAACAAGGUUCACCAGCGCCUUCACUGACUGGGGCAAACUGGGCACCCAGGCCUGCAGGUGUGAAGUGUCCUGGUCUAGAGCUGCUUGGAAAUCCAGGGUUGGUCCUGCAGGUAGCUGACCUGCUGUUCCCCCUGCCCUGCUCUUCCCCCCCUCACCAAAGCUCUCAAAUGAAAGUUGAUGUCAGUAAAAAUUUUGAAAAUAGUUCCAACUAUACAUACA